Messenger RNA from Helicoverpa armigera (cotton bollworm), 2121 nucleotides. It is a transcript of the gene Dyrk2, whose product is annotated as dual specificity tyrosine-phosphorylation-regulated kinase 2. NCBI's taxonomy places the organism in Eukaryota, Metazoa, Arthropoda, Insecta, Lepidoptera, Noctuidae. Gene Ontology annotation, cellular component: cytoplasm; cytoskeleton; nucleus. Gene Ontology annotation, biological process: peptidyl-threonine phosphorylation; peptidyl-serine phosphorylation. The transcript is spliced from 9 exons. Gene Ontology annotation, molecular function: ATP binding; protein serine/threonine kinase activity; protein serine/threonine/tyrosine kinase activity. The record is from RefSeq and is a predicted model, not a curated record. Bases 548 to 1930 code for a protein of 460 amino acids.
AAGUGAAUUAAAAUGUUCUCUCCCGUCUGCCCCGCCCAAGUACGCAGGGCGGCUAACCGCCCCAGUGUGCACCGCGCUGCCACAUAGUACGCUUGUCUCUUCGCCAAAACUAUAAAUAAUAACAAAAACAAUAAGAAAUAUCGCUUCAUUUUCACAAAACUACUGCAUAAAUUAAACGUUAUCGAACAAUUUGUAUUCAAAUUUGAAUUUAGAACUUAGUUUAACAGUGUUACCAUUCUGUGUUGUGUUUUGAAUUAAGAACAAUUUAUUUGUUAAGACAUUAAUUUUUGUAUUAAAAAUAAUUGAUACGAAAGUGCUGCUGGACUGUACCUCGAAUUGCAAAAAAAAUAGGAACUGCCGCGAAAAAAGAGUUCGGAUAUCAAUAAAAAAAACAAUACUACCAUAAAUAAAUAUUGAUAAAUAUUAUUUUGUAAGAGCAUAAAAUUAGGUUAUUUGUUUAUAUGUAGUAAAUAAGUGCUAAAAUAAAAUAGAACUUAUAUUAAAGUUAAGUACAGUGCAACAGGUGACCGACACAACGACACUCGACAUGAUUCUGUAUGACCUGCAGAUCGAAGCGGGGGCAGGCGAGGGUCCCGGGCCCCCAGUCAACAAUAACUCGGAGGGCGCAGUCGCCAGUCCUCCUCGAGAUGAUAAUCAUAAUGCUCAACAGCCUCCCGCCGUCACUCCUCGGGCUAGGCAGCUCAAUCCUGCAGAAGCACUUAAGCUGUACGGAGACAGGCUAUCGGAAUGGGAGAGGAACGAGGUGAGGAAGUACCCGGAGAUCUGGUUCCUGGGACUGGAAGCUAACAAGGUGCAGGCCAGGGCCAACCUGCCUAAUAACUGCGGAUUUGAUGAUGAAAACGGUAGCUAUAAUAAGCAAAUCCAUGACCACAUAGCCUACAGAUACGAGAUCCUCGAAGUUAUAGGCAAAGGGUCCUUCGGCCAAGUCAUCAGGGCUCACGACCACCGCAACGGCACGCAAGUCGCCAUCAAGAUCAUCAGGAACAAGAAGCGGUUCCACCACCAGGCCCUGGUGGAAGUCAGGGUGUUGGACCAUCUGCGGCUGAAGGACAAGGAUCAAGCGCACAAUGUGAUACAUAUGCUGGAUUAUUUCUACUUUAGAAACCAUUUGUGUAUCAGUUUUGAGCUUAUGAGUAUCAACCUAUACGAGCUGAUCAAGAAGAACAACUACCAGGGCUUCAGUCUGAGCCUCAUCAGGAGGUUCGCGAGCUCCCUCUUACGAUGUCUCAGGCUGCUGGAAGCAGAGAGCAUCAUACACUGUGAUCUCAAACCUGAAAACAUCCUCCUCAAAGCGCGAGGCAGUUCCUCCAUCAAGGUGAUAGACUUCGGCAGCUCGUGCUACACGCAUGCGCGAGUCUACACCUACAUCCAGUCGAGGUUCUACAGGAGCCCUGAGGUCAUACUGGGCCUGCAGUACGGGACCCCUAUUGAUAUGUGGAGUAUGGGAUGCAUCCUAGCGGAACUCCACACGGGCUACCCGCUGUUCCCGGGCGAGAAUGAAUCAGAACAGCUGGCCUGCAUCAUGGAGCUGCUGGGACCACCUCCUCCAGACCUCCUGCUCCAUGCCACUAGGAAGAGACUGUUUUUCGACUCAAAAGGCGCGCCGCGCAGCAUCACCAACUCGAAGGGACGCAAGCGGAGACCCGGCACGAGGACUCUGACCACUAUAGUGCGCUCAGACGACCCUGCCUUCCUGCACUUCCUACAUAGAUGUCUCGAGUGGGACCCAAAACGGCGAAUCACCCCAACGGAGGCCUCGCGCCACGAGUUCGUCACGGGCUGCGCGCUCGGCACGGCCCCUGCUGGGGUACUCGCGUUACCCCGGCUCGCGCCACCUCGCCCCACAAGGGGGGCUCUCCUGCACUCGCAGUCGGCGGGCGACGUGGCUGCCAUGCUGGGCCGCGCGUGACCUCGCGACUCCUGAGCGAGGGGGGGCUCCGCGUGCCUGCCUUAGUCGGCUGCUUUGUUUCCGUAGUUACAACGAGUAGGACUCCUGUGCGGCCUCGGUAGGUGAAUAGGUCAUUGUUUUUAGGGUUACGGUUGGCACAUUUUUAUUGUAAUUAUUUUCAUUAUCAUCUAAGGGUGUAUCUUCUAAUUAAG